AUGGCUGGAUGGAAUGACUUACCUUCCGAAGUGAAGUUGAUAAUCUACGGAUACCUAUGUGACCACGAUAGCGAUCUUCUAAGACUACAUGGCAAAGAUUUCCUGCAUAAUUCUCAUUUGUCUGCAUACGCAACAGUAUCACUAGAGUGGCAAGAUUUCUUCGAGGGGCGGACAUUUAAAAAACUAACUAUAAAACAGUCAGACCUUCAUGAGUUCGGCAAAGUCCUUGUUCCGCGUCGAAGACCUUUUCUACGUCGCUUGUGGCUACAGGUCGAGCUUCGGUCAUUUUAUCAAGACUUAGACUUGACGGAGGAAAUUCCUAAAGAGCUUGACGAAAACGCUAAUAUCUUCUCGGAUUCGAUAGGGAAGCUAUUCACGAUACUUAAAGAGUGGGAAACUAGGGAGAAGACACAACCUAGAAAAUUAUCACUUACUCUUCUCUUUGACGCGUACUCACCCGAUGAUUCUCGUUCCUCGUAUCAAAGAUACAAUGCGAUGGAUUAUCCCCCUGGAAAUAAACCUCCGACUCCUAUAUAUCAAUGCAGCCAUCGAAGUCCUUCCAAAUGUUCGUGUUUUAGAUCAGAUAUCUGGUUUAACACGGUUCAUAAACCCUGGUUACUAAAUCGACAACCUCGUGAGUUUGACUUGAGUCAAAUCAGCGCAGAUUCGUCUCUUCGUUUACCGAAGUUGGACUUUGUUACAGGCUUUAUUAUCCCAAGGCAAUUCUACGCCAACAUACCUAUUCUUAGCCUCAUCGCGCAAAGCUUUCCGAAUUUGCAACGUAUUGGCUUUGAGCAAUGGCGCCGCGCCGCGAAAGACAACAUCGACGAUUAUACCCUUCUUCGCCAAGUCAUGAAAGCUUUGCCGUUUCGACUUCAAUGUUUCUCGGCUUUCCUAGAUACAUCUGUUAUGCUAUCGGUACGGAACAGAUUUUCCAGGAGUGAUAUUCCUUCCACACAUAUGCUACGGAAAGCAAGUUACCAGUUUUACAAGAUCGACGUGUCCUUUUUCAUGGAUGCCAGAUACUUCUUCGCUACCUUCAUGUAUGGAUUCUCGGGAAAUGAGUAUUGGCCGAAUUUAGAAAGGUUCUCUAUGACAUCCUCCCUUCUCAGCCCGGAUUCGAAUGAGGGCUAUACCAGUCUGCUCCUGGGUGUUGCGAAAGCUGCCUCACGCAUGCCUAAACUUCGCAUGCUUCAAAUAUGGUGGGGGUACGACGCUGAGCUUUGCGUAUUUCGCUAUACGAGAGACCAUGAAGACCCGCUCAUCGAAUGGGUACGAACAAACACAGCGCCUGAAGGCCCGGGUGAGGAAGUCCUAGAGGCUUGGCAGGAGGUUGCGAACAAGACUUGGUAUACCCCCGUACGCAUCAAACAGACUGUUAUAGCCGGUUUUGAGGCAAAAUACUUUCAGUCUGUCCAUCCUGUCAUCAACGGGGACUUUCGAUCAUGGUAUACAUAUAAACAGAGCUCCCUGUCUAUGCAGCUCUUUAAUGACUCAAGUCCGAUGAGCUGGAAGCCAAUCCGACCAAACCUUCAACGACUAAAAUUCCGACAAAAUGUCUACGAAAGGCGUCCGGAAAGCUACAUGGAAAGGCUCAUAUUCAUUGUCGUUGCCAUAUUUGGCGCUAGUAUUGGUCUUGUCUCCGACGUCGUUCGUUUUGGCCUUGGCUCUUCAUACAUGAUACGGAAAGCGAAAAGCGUUUGGAUGAAGAACUACAGAGAUCUCAAUCCCGUAGUCCCCGUUGGUCGCCGUCACGCAGAUGAACAAGGAGAGGAGAUCAAGAAUUGGUAG
This is a messenger RNA of Annulohypoxylon maeteangense, 1791 nucleotides long. RefSeq lists its product as uncharacterized. The record is from RefSeq and is a predicted model, not a curated record. The transcript is spliced from 2 exons. NCBI's taxonomy places the organism in Eukaryota, Fungi, Ascomycota, Sordariomycetes, Xylariales, Hypoxylaceae. Bases 1 to 1791 code for a protein of 596 amino acids.